This is a messenger RNA of Corvus hawaiiensis (hawaiian crow), 1258 nucleotides long. RefSeq names its product glyoxalase domain containing 4 (gene GLOD4). The record is from RefSeq and is a predicted model, not a curated record. NCBI's taxonomy places the organism in Eukaryota, Metazoa, Chordata, Aves, Passeriformes, Corvidae. Bases 47 to 943 code for a protein of 298 amino acids. The transcript has 9 exons.
CGCGUGACGUCACCGCGCCCGGCCGCGUGACGUCACGGCCGCAGUCAUGGCUUCCCGCAGGGCGCUGCACUUCGUGUUCAAAGUGGGCGACCGGGCCCGCACCGCGCGGUUCUACCGGGAGCUGCUGGGCAUGAGGGUGCUGAGGCACGAGGAGUUCGAGGAGGGCUGCAAGGCCAGCUGCAACGGCCCUUAUGAUGGAAAAUGGAGCAAGACCAUGGUGGGCUACGGACCAGAGGACAACCACUUUGUUGCAGAGCUGACUUACAAUUAUGGCAUUGGAGAAUAUCGCCUGGGCAAUGACUUCCUGGGCAUCACUCUGGUGUCCAGCCAGGCUGUGAGCAAUGCCAGGAAGAUGGGGUGGCCCCUCAAAGAAGUCACCUCUGGUGUCUUUGAAGCUGAAGCCCCAGGAGGGUACAAGUUCUACCUGGAAGACAAGGAACAGCUCAAGCAAGAUCCUGUGUGGAAGGUGACCCUGGGUGUCUCAGACCUGCAGAAGUCUGUGAGCUACUGGUCUGGUUUGCUUGGGAUGAAAGUAUAUGAGAAGGAUGAGGAGAAACAAAGGGCUUUGCUGGGCUACGCUGAUAACCAGUGCAAGCUGGAGCUGAAGGCUGGUGGAGGGGCCGUGGAUCACGGGACGGCGUUCGGGCGCAUCGCCUUCUCCUGCGCCAAGGACGAGCUGCCAAGCAUCGAAGCCCUGAUGAAAAAGGAGAAUCAGAAAAUUCUGACGCCUCUGGUGAGCUUGGACACGCCUGGCAAAGCCACGGUGCAAGUGGUUAUUCUGGCUGAUCCUGAUGGCCAUGAAAUCUGUUUUGUGGGAGAUGAAGCGUUCAGAGAGCUGUCCAAGGUGGACCCUAAUGGCAACAAGCUGUUGGAUGAUGCCAUGGCUGCAGACAACAGUGACAAGUGGUUUGCUGAACACAACAUGAAGAAGGUUUCAGCUUAGCUGGAGCAAUGGACUGGGCUGCUCCUCUGUGCCUUGGAGUUCUUCCAGGAAAAUGCCAAUUGCACUGCCCUCCCAAUCAGAGGGUGCUGGAGUGUCCCGUGGUGGUUUUUUGGUUUGAUUUAAGCUGAUGUCUCUGGUUGCUGCUCUCUCCCUUCCAGCAAAUCACAUCUUCUCCUUCCAAACAACAGGGCUGUGCAGCAAGGAACAGGCUGAGCCCUUGGCUUCAUAACAGGUGUUAUCAGUCAAGAAAACCUCACAUUUCUGUUGCUGUUGUACUUGAAAGAAAGGUUAAUAGAGGUGGUGUUUUCUAAUUCA